This is a messenger RNA of Anopheles darlingi, 996 nucleotides long. RefSeq lists its product as uncharacterized. Lineage: Eukaryota; Metazoa; Arthropoda; Insecta; Diptera; Culicidae. The transcript is spliced from 3 exons. The record is from RefSeq and is a predicted model, not a curated record. Bases 142 to 843 code for a protein of 233 amino acids.
UUUUAGGUGCCUAAUUUUCUUUCGUAGUAAGUUGUUAAUUUCUUUCGCUGUAAGUUGUAAUUAUCGCGCUUUAUCAUAAAAUGGUAUACUAUUGUGGUGUGGAGAGAGAAAUUAAGUAGUUAGUAUUAGUUACAAUGAACGAUGGAUACUCAUUACAACGAAAGAUUCAGUUGGUCGCGAGAAUUAAUUUUUCGACUCAUUGACGAAUUAAAAGCGAACCCGCUGCUGUGGCAUCAAGGACACGAGGACUUCAAAAAACGCAAGAAAAAAGGGGCCGUUUUACAGCGGAUUGGAAAUAAGCUGCAGCUGCCAGCAAAAUUAGUUCGCUUUAAGAUAGACGUGUUGAAAACCCAAUUCCAUAAGUAUCGGCGAACCAUUGAAAGAGAUGGUGCUCAACAUAAAAAAAUGUGGUUUGCCUAUCAGCGACUUAGCUUUUUGGCAAACUCUGGGCCCACGGAUGCUUGCGCGCACUCCGAGGAUAAUGAGAUCGUUACAAAGAGAGAGGUACCAUCACCCAUAACAGAAGAGGAACAAACGACAAUGAGCACAUUUAUACCUCCCGAUAACCCUACAAUCAUUCAACAAAAUGAUAACCACUGGAUUCCAUCACCUGUUCAUCAAAGUCCAGUACCGGAAAGUUCAGCAAUCGUUAUUGAAGGUUUGCUGAAGGUAAUUGCAGACGGGACGCAUAUCCGUCGAACGUGGCCAGAAGCUAUGGCAUCGUACGUAUCGGUGAUGCUGCAACAGGCCGGGGAUCGUUCUCCGGCGGAAAUGCGUCUAUUCCAUCGCAAACUAACAUUCCUGUUGGAAAGCUUUCAGGAUGGUACCUUAACAGAGCAGUGAUUAGGGCCAUCAGGCGGCGGUGUAAGCUAAGAAGAUAAAUUAACAUUUAACAUAGUUUGUAGCGGGUAUGCGAAGUCUAAAUGUGAAAUCAGGUGGUUCACAUUCUUCGCAUAUCUCUCGAGGCUCGACUCAAUCAAAUUAAUAAACAAUUAU